This is a messenger RNA of Drosophila serrata, 9337 nucleotides long. It is a transcript of the gene NaCP60E, whose product is annotated as Na channel protein 60E. Gene Ontology annotation, cellular component: plasma membrane; voltage-gated sodium channel complex. Lineage: Eukaryota; Metazoa; Arthropoda; Insecta; Diptera; Drosophilidae. Gene Ontology annotation, biological process: sodium ion transmembrane transport; membrane depolarization during action potential; neuronal action potential. The record is from RefSeq and is a predicted model, not a curated record. Gene Ontology annotation, molecular function: voltage-gated sodium channel activity.
UUGAACAAAUCGAAAGAUAAUCCUAAACUGCAUAUAUUAUUUGGAAAAUUAAAAGCUAUCGCCAAGCACCAGGUCGUCGCGUACACGCAAAAGUCCCAGGUCAAGCAUGAGAACCGGCACAUCCAGCUGGUGCGGGAAUACGGCUUCCAUCCGCGCACCAAGGCUUCCGUGGAGGAUGGCGACGUGCUGCCCCGCAAGUUCGAGCCCUUUCCGGAGCACAUGUACGGCAAACCGCUCGAGGAGAUUGACACCUUCAUCUACGAGGAGACUUUCUGCGUGGUGUCCAAGCGGUUCCGUAAGAACUACAUUCACCGCUUCACGGGCACCAAGAGCCUGUUUCUCUUCCACCCAUGGAGUCCGGCGCGGCGUGUGUGCGUUUACAUCGCCACCAAUCAGUUCUUCGACUACUGCGUCAUGGCCACCAUUCUGUUCAACUGCAUCUUCCUGGCCAUGACUGAGACCGUGGAGGAGGCUGAGUACAUCUUCCUGGCUAUUUACUCCAUCGAAAUGAUCAUCAAGAUCGUUGCCAAGGGCUUUCUGCUCAACAAGUACACGUAUCUGCGCAACCCUUGGAAUUGGCUGGACUUUGUUGUCAUCACCAGCGGUUACGCCACCAUAGGCAUGGAGGUAGGCAACCUGGCGGGCCUGCGUACCUUUCGCGUGCUGCGCGCCCUCAAGACGGUAUCCAUAAUGCCCGGAUUGAAGACGAUCAUCAACGCGCUGCUGCACUCCUUCCGCCAGCUGGCGGAGGUCAUGACGCUGACCAUAUUCUGCCUGAUGGUCUUCGCGCUAUUUGCCCUCCAGGUGUACAUGGGCGAGCUGCGCAAUAAAUGUGUGCGCCAGGUGCCCCCCGACUGGACGAAUGUCUCCCAUGCGGACUGGCAAAUAUGGGUCAACGACACGGACAACUGGUUGUACGACGAGGAGGAGUUGCCCGUCCUGUGCGGCAAUUUGACCGGCGCCCGCCACUGCCCCUUUGAGUACGUGUGCCUCUGCGUGGGCGAAAACCCGAACCACGGCUACACCAACUUUGACAACUUCAUGUGGUCCAUGCUGACGACAUUUCAGCUGAUUACUUUGGACUACUGGGAGAAUGUCUACAACAUGGUGCUGGCCACCUGUGGUCCCAUGAGCGUCUCCUUCUUCACGGUGGUUGUGUUCUUCGGCUCGUUCUACCUUAUCAACUUGAUGCUGGCCGUCGUAGCGCUGAGCUACGAGGAGGAGGCAGAGAUUACGAACGAGGAGCGCAAGAAGGACCUGCUGGAUCAUCGGGACGACUCCACUUUCAGCUUCGAUCCCUCGGUGCUGAAUGUGAAGAAGCUGAACAAAAACAACAAGAAGAAGAUCGACUCACGGAAGGGCGUUCUCCUGGCCUCAUACAGCAAGAAAAAGACGCGGCGAAAAAAGGCAAAGGGUGGGAAAGAGGGCAGCGGCAAUGGCAACGGAAAUGGCAAUGGCAGCAACGGCACCGAUCCCAAGUCCCCCUCGGCCACGCCCAGUCCCGGGCGAAGUCCACGCCACAGUGCUACCACACCGGAACGCCCAUCAGCGCUGACUUUGCAGGCUCAGAAGCAGUACCAGCAGAUGGAGCAGCAGAGCCAGCUGGCAAAAGCAAGCGGCAACGUUUCUGCCACUAGCACCAGCACUGCCUAUGCCACCGCUCCCACACUGCCGCCCAAGGGUCGCAUUAGCUUCCAGGACAGCGGCGUGGGCGUAAAGAAUCCCAACAUGCUGUAUCCGUCGGACUACAAGGGCCAGCUCAUAGCCAGCAGUCGCCAAACCAGCUCCAAUUCCAGUGGCGUCAAUCGUGAGUCCUCGCAGGAUGACUCCGGCGUGGUGGACGAUCACGAGGAGCAGGACACUGUCAACGAGCUAGGUCACGUGUCCACCGUAGAGCUGGCUCUAUCGCCGCGCGAAGUGCGUCUGAUCAAGUGCAACGGGAACAUAGCCCGCAUCAAGAACCACAACGUGUACGCUUUGCACCAGGAGUUCUCCUCGGAGGUGGUCGUUAUCGAUGAUCUGCCCGACCGGAACUGCGAUCGCUGCGUCCACUGGUGCACUGACUACGAGAGCUGGCUACAGUUCCAGAACUGCCUAUACAAAGUGGUGCGCGAUCCGCUUUUCGAGCUGGCAAUCACACUGUGCAUCGUCCUGAAUACCGCCUUCCUGGCCAUGGAACAUCACGGCAUGAGCGAGAGCUUUCGUAACGCCCUGGACGUGGGCAAUAAAGUCUUUACAUCGAUUUUCACCUUCGAAUGCAUUGUGAAGCUAAUGGCUCUGUCCAAGGACUUCUUCUUGUGCGGCUGGAACAUCUUUGAUCUGCUCAUUGUGACGGCCAGUCUGCUGGACAUCAUCUUCGAGCUGGUGGAUGGCCUGAGUGUGUUGCGUGGCCUACGAUUGCUGAGAGUGCUGAAGCUGGCUCAGUCGUGGACCACAAUGAAGGUGCUGCUCAGCAUUAUUAUCUCAACGAUCGGCGCCCUGGGUAACCUCACGCUAAUUCUGGUCAUUGUCAUCUACAUAUUCGCCGUCAUCGGGAUGCAAUUGUUCUCCAAAGACUACACGCCCGAGAAGUUUGACCCAGAUCCAGUUCCCAGAUGGAAUUUUAACGACUUCUUCCACUCGUUCAUGAUGAUCUUUCGCAUUCUGUGCGGCGAAUGGAUCGAACCUCUCUGGGACUGCAUGCGUGCCGAGGAGGAGCAAGGAGCCUCCACAUGCUUCGCCAUAUUCCUGCCGACGCUCGUCAUGGGCAACUUUAUGGUGCUCAACUUGUUCUUGGCCUUGCUGCUCAACAGCUUCAACUCCGAGGAACUCAAGUCGAAAAAAGAGGAAGUGGGCGAAGAGUCCAAGCUGGCGCGGAGCAUAGAGCGCGUGCGCGACCUCAUCCGCAAGAAGCGACAAGAGCGCAAGGAUCGCAAGGAGCGCCAGUUCGCCGAGAAGUUUCAGCAGAUCGUCCUGGACGCUCAGCAACAGGCUCAGGCCCAGGCUCACUCGCAACAGUCUGUAGUGGGUCUGGAGCGGGGCGACAAGCCGGGUGUGCUGGCUGAGACCAAAUUCCACAGACUGAGUUAUCAGGAGUCCAUGAAUCGACCUGUCUCUGGCUCGGACUUCGGCUUCCAGAUACCCCUGCACGACGGCCUACACACGAUCGUCGACGGCCUGGAGUACGACGAGGUGGUUGAUCUGCCCGAGCAGAUCCAGCUGCAGGCCCAUCCACUGCCACCCAACGCUGACUCGCUGCCCCCCACCUAUGAGACCGCCAUGAUGACCACCGGCGGCGUCAAUGGGAAUGGGAACGGCCAAAAUCUGACGCCCUUUUUGCAGGCAGAGCGGCGGCUGCAUCACCAAAUCUCCUCGGGCGUAAGCACGCAGCAGAACGACUCGCGCGACGAGGCCACAUACACCGAGUCGAUAGAGCUGCGAAUGCUGGGCCAGUACAACUCCACGGACACGGAUCCAUAUGCCAAUGACCGGAGCGGCUGCGGCUCCUUCAACCGCGGCGACUCGCUGCAGGACAACUCGUCGCGUCGCUUCGGGAGCGAGGACCACGACGAGGCCUACCUCAAGUACCAGAAAUCACUUCUGACGCGGUCGCCAAGCUACCGCAAGUCGCUGGAUCGCCUCUCGCAGUCCAGCGGUCAGUCGCAACGAUCACUUCUCAAGUCUGAGGAGGCCGAGAUGCGACGGCACUCGAGCGGCCAGUCCCUCAACUCCAUAUCGAUCGAGCAGGACGAGUUGCUCUCGCAGCAGGGCAAUCUUCGCGAGGAGCUGCUUAACUGCGACCAGAAGGAGCUUUUUCAGUUCCUGCAGGAAGAUGACGGCAAGAACCUCAGCUGCAUCUCGCAGGCCAUUCGAUCACGGCGCCCCUCCAGCAGUCAGCUGGGACAGCCGGAAAGCGAGCCGCUGGUUGAGCGCUCAGAGUUCGACAACAUCAUCCUGAGCUUCGAGAAGGAGCUGGAGGAGAUCAAGCGCUCAACCACCUCGCUGGAGCGCAAGCUAUCCACACUCUCGGAGCCCUCGCCGGCGGCCGACGAGGCCACCAAAGCCAUAAUGGACCACAUUGCCGUAAUUACAGGAGCUUCAGAGCGCUCGGCCGCCGACGAGGUGGUGCAUCCACUAAAUCCCUACGAUAGCUAUGACCUGUCCACGGUGCCUCGCCGCUCGCAUUCCGUCAGCGCUGCCGCCCAGCGGCAGUCCGUAAAGCUAAAGCGGCGCAGCCUGGAGAAGCAGCGCAAGAUCGACGAAGACUUCAACAUCUCGAAUGAGAUACGAAAAAUCUGUGAUCAAAUCCAUGCCCCCUUCGUGGCAAUGGAGGCCAUGGCGGUGGCAGCCACCAGCGCCUGCCAGGCUACCGGCGCCAGUCAGCCGACAACCCAGUCACCGUUUCUCCGGCGAAAGAUCGAUCCCUUUACCGUACAGUUCGAUCGUUUCAAGCGGCUGUCCCUCAUCGAUCGCGUGGAGGAGCUGCCCGAGGAGGAGAAGCCCAUUUCGACGCUGCGCAUAGAGUCGGAGAAGAUGCCGCGCAAGUUUCUCCAUAAUCCCAUGCGCGACCAGUUGCGCCUGGACAGCCUCUCGCUGAAGAGCACCAGUUCGUAUGAGAACCUGCUGAUCCAGAAGCAGAAGUUGGGCAUGGCCACGCCACCCGCCGUGCCCGCCACACCGCCCACCUCCCUGAAGUCGAGCAUCGAGCCACCGACACUGGCGCAAAUUUCAUCGCUAAAGACCACCCCGCCGCUGGCUGCUCUCACCGAGCACCAGCAGCACUUUCAUGCCACGAGCAUCCAAGCAGAUCUCACUCACGGCCCCGCCAACGCCCAUGCCACACGCACCCACGGACCGACGGCACAUGGUCAUGGUCCUGUGGCUGGGCAGCGGCGACGACCGGAGCAUCCACAAUCGACGCUAGACAAAGCCGCAUCCUUCCAGUCCGCGCGCACCGAGUCGCACAGCUCGGGGGCGGCCGACACGAGCUCCUCGGCCCUGGCCCUGGCCCUGAGCCACAAGACUGACCAGGAGUCGGCGCAGGCGCCGUCAGAGACCACACAGAAGCCGUCGGCAUUCACGCGACUGACCGAAAAACCAUGGCAUUGUUUGGUUUCCUACGUAGACGAUCUCACUGUCGGUGGGAGACGUAACUCGCAGGGAGCUUACAAUGAUCCCAUGACUUUUCCGAGCUUCGGGGCGAUGAAGGCGCCCAAGGUGCCCGACGACUGUUUCCCACAGAAGUGCUACGAUCACUUCUACUUCCGUUGCCCCUGGUUCAUGAGCUGCAUGGACACGCAGAGCGCCAAGCACUGGACGCGGGUGAGGACGGCUGUCUUGACGGUUGUCGAUACUCCGGCCUUUGAGUGGUUUGUGCUGGUGUUGAUCUUUGCGUCGAGUAUCACGCUCUGCUUCGAGGACAUCAAUCUGGACAAGAACAAGACGCUCAAGCGGGUGCUCUACUGGAUCAACUUCUCCUUCUGCCUGAUAUUCGUCGUGGAGAUGAUCCUCAAAUGGCUGGCCCUGGGCUUCUCCAAGUACUUUACCAGCUUCUGGACCAUUCUCGACUUUAUAAUAGUGUUUGUGUCGGUGUUUUCGUUGCUCAUCGAGGAGAAUGAGAACUUGAAGGUGUUGCGCUCUCUGCGCACCCUGCGAGCCCUGCGUCCACUGAGAGCCAUCUCGCGGUGGCAAGGAAUGCGGAUUGUAGUAAACGCUCUCAUGUAUGCAAUACCAUCAAUUUUCAAUGUCCUUUUGGUUUGUUUAGUUUUUUGGUUGAUCUUCUCCAUAAUGGGUGUUCAGUUCUUUGGUGGUAAAUUUUUCAAGUGCGUCAAUGAACUGGGCGAGUUGCUGCCAAUUACUGAGGUGAACGACAAGUGGGACUGCAUCGAGCAGAACUACACGUGGAUCAACUCAAAGAUCACCUUCGACCACGUGGGCAUGGGCUACCUGGCCCUGCUGCAGGUGGCCACCUUCGAGGGCUGGAUGGAGGUGAUGGCCGAUGCCGUGGAUGCCCGUGGCGUUGACCUGCAGCCGCAGCGAGAGGCGAACCUGUAUGCGUAUAUUUAUUUUGUUAUAUUUAUCGUGUGCGGCUCGUUUUUCACACUCAAUCUGUUCAUUGGAGUUAUCAUUGAUAACUUUAACAUGCUCAAGAAGAAGUAUGAAGGAGGAGUGUUGGAAAUGUUUCUCACCGAAUCUCAAAAACACUAUUACACGGCCAUGAAAAAAUUGGGACGAAAGAAACCACAGAAAGUUAUUAAGCGACCUAUAAAUCAUUUUUUAGCUAUGUUUUAUGAUUUAUCCAAUUCGAGAAGGUUCGAGAUCGCGAUCUUUGUACAUUUUCUCAACAUGCUUACCAUGGGCAUCGAGCACUACGAUCAGCCGCACGCCGUCUUCUUCAUUCUGGAAGUGAGCAAUGCCUUCUUCACCACGGUCUUUGGUCUAGAGGCCAUUGUGAAAAUUGUGGGUCUGCGCUAUCACUACUUCACAGUGCCCUGGAACGUGUUUGACUUUCUCUUGGUGCUGGCCUCUAUAUUCGGCAUCCUAAUGGAGGACAUCAUGAUCGAUCUGCCCAUCAGUCCGACGCUGCUGCGUGUGGUCCGGGUGUUUCGCAUAGGUCGCAUCCUGCGCUUAAUCAAGGCCGCCAAGGGCAUCAGGAAGCUGCUGUUUGCCUUGGUGGUGUCGCUGCCAGCCCUUUUUAACAUUGGAGCUCUGCUUGGCUUGAUCACCUUCAUUUACGCCAUCUUGGGCAUGUCGCUGUUCGGGCACGUGAAGCUACAAGGCGCCCUCGAUGACAUGGUCAACUUCCAGACGUUCGGACGCAGCAUGCAGCUGCUGUUCCGGCUAAUGACCUCGGCCGGAUGGAACGACGUGCUGGAGUCGCUGAUGAUCCAACCGCCCGACUGCGAUCCCUUCAUCUUUGGCCAGACGAAUGGAAACUGCGGACACCCGCUGCUGGCCAUCACCUACUUUACGAGCUUCAUCAUUAUCAGCUACAUGAUCGUGAUCAACAUGUACAUUGCCAUUAUCCUAGAGAACUUCAACCAGGCACACCAGGAGGAGGAGAUCGGCAUAGUCGAGGACGACUUGGAGAUGUUUUACAUUCGUUGGUCCAAAUAUGAUCCACAUGCCACCCAAUUUAUACACUUCUCGCAACUGUCCGAUUUUAUUGCCUCUCUCGAUCCACCAUUGGGCAUCUCGAAGCCCAAUAAUGUCGCGCUAGUGUCAUUUAAUCUGCCCAUCUCGAAGGGCAAUAAAAUACACUGCCUCGACAUUUUGCACGCGCUCGUGAAGCACGUGCUAGGUCAUGUCGAGGAGACCGAUAACUUCAAACAGUUGCAGGAACAAAUGGAUGUCAAGUUCAAGAAACAGUUUCCAACGCGCAAAGAAUUGGAAAUUGUUUCAUCGACGCGGAUCUGGAAGCGCCAGGAGAAGGCGGCCAAGACCAUACAGACGGGCUGGAAGGAGUAUUUGCGGCGGAAGCGGGAGAAGGAGCGCUCCAAUUCGGGAGACAGUGCAACCCAGAACUCCAGCCCCGGCGGAUGGCAAUCGAAGCUAUCGGCUUUGAAUUUCUUCCACCUCCAGGUCAGUCGCCGCGGCACUGCCUGCAGCAGUCGCGCCUCUUCAAGGAAGUCCUCACGCGCCUCAGAUGCCUCUGAUCUCAGCGAGCUGGCCGGUCCCUGGCUCAACCUGCCGCUGAUGCUCGUCUCGGGGGCCGAUGAUGUCGUCAAGGACAUCAAGCAGCAAAGCGACGAGCUGGGCAAACGCGGUAGCAUAUUUGUGGAAGCGCCUAGAGCAAGUCGUCGCCGAAGCUUUUAUAAUUUCUUUUUGCGUCAUCAGGAUGCUGUCGAUGACAGCUUAACCUCACCUUCAGUACAUAGAAAAACCGCAAUGAACAACAACAACAACACGACCAACACCACCUCAACCUCCGCCUCCACCUCUGGCACCGCCACCGCCUCAGCCUCUGGUGCGGCAGCCACUUCCGACAGUGGCUCGUCUCCGGCUCCGGUUCCAGCUGCGGCUGCGGCUCCCUCACGUAAGCGCGCCUCUAGUUUCAUACGCAAGAAACCGCCCCUAGAAAGAGGUUUGUCAGCACAAAGCGCUUUAAGAGUUAACAAGAACGCUUUUGUCUCCGAGGCCCCAGCUCCCGAGGUGAUCGUCACAAAGCCCUCGCCGGACCAGCAGACGCAUCCGCACUCACACUCGUUAGGACUGCGGCCGGACAACGCCACGUUGGUUCACGUACUGGUGCAUCGCGAGAGCGAAGAGUACAAGGAGGAGGAUGAGAGCAGCCCGUCCUCGCCGUCCUCAUCAAGUGGCAACGGGAAUGGAAAGGGCAAGCAACCGCCGCCACAGAUACGCAUCAGCAUGGGGUCCGUGGAGGCCAGCAUGGACACGUGUCCGGUGCCCACGGUACAGAUCAUGGUGGACAGCCCCAAGGAUCCGCCGCGCGGCGACUUUAGCACCGAGUUCGCAACCGCAACCGCACCGGCACCAGUCAUUGUGGACGUGGAUGCGCCCAUCGAUGUGAAUGUACAGGGUGACACGUCUCAGGUGUUUUAUGACUACAAUCCGGAGAGGUCCACUAGCGGCCAACUGGACGAGGAGGAGGAGGAGGAGGAGGAGCAGGAGCAGCAGCAACAGCAACAGCGGCAGACGGAAAAGGAAGCUCUGCCGGACAGACAGAGAUGACCUUCGGAGCAGCCGCAUUGCUCCAGCAGUAGCAGCAGCAGUAUUGCCAGGAAAAGCUCGUCCUCAUCGUCUUCGUCGUCAUCGGCGGCAUCUGGAGCUGGCCCUUCGGCUCCGAGGCGUCCAAGUUGACAAGCUCCAGUCUGAGUGUGCGUGCCUCGCAAACUGCGCAGCAGCUACGCCUCCAUCGGCUGUGUACAUAUACAUAUAUGUACCAUAUCUCCAGAUAUCUCUACAUACAUACAUAUGUGGGCGAUUUAUGCGCGUGAUUAGGGGCAGGACGGAUAAUUGCUAAAUCGGUCUAAUCAAUGGUGUAAGUGGAGAUCACACGCAACCCGCCAGGCGGCCUCCAAUCAAUGUCAUUACUAUGAGGCAUUGCAUCGCCACCGGUGCCGCAUCUCGCCGAGUUGCUUACAUAACUCGCCGCCCGAGCUAGCACACGUAAGUAUGUAUAUGUAUCUAUUAAACGAAAUAAAAUAGUUCUUGGAGAAAUCCAUAGCCUGGAGAGCACUUCCUGUUCGCUGGAAUCUACUGUUAGCCUGGAUUUUCCCACGCUUUCGCAACGGCUAGGGCUGCCCACUUGCCAAGCGUGCCGCCACGCAGGACGAAAAGGAUGCGUAUCGCCGUAUACACAAGAGGUGUGUGUAUAUACACAAUAAAUGCUUUUCCC